GACAACUCAGAUGUCGAUGAUGCUUCUGAUCGAUUGGUUCUGAUAGAGAGGGAGGAGGGAUUGGGACAGAUGUUGGAGGCAGGCAGUUCUGAGGCCGUCCCUCAAGACCAGACAGCUGGGACAUUGUUGGAGCGUGGUGCCUCUGUGGAGACUCUCCAGCCGAAUUGCACUGAAGCCAGCAGCUUCGACACCAAUGUGCAGGGACUUGAAGCUGAUGACAGCUCCAAGCAAGCA
Molecule: messenger RNA, 234 nt
Organism: Symbiodinium natans
Lineage: Eukaryota; Dinophyceae; Suessiales; Symbiodiniaceae
Source: the annotation of a GenBank genome assembly